CGGCACAGUCUGUGGCGCGCCUUCCCGGAAGAAGUCAGUACGGGGCUCGGUGAGUGAGGUCCAACAGUAGGACGGCCGGCGGGUGAGUUCCCCGAGUGUCCGAAGGACAGCUGUGCGCUGGUGGCUAGGAUGCUGUUAAAGGGGAAGAGGUAGGGUGACGAGGAAAGUUCCCGAGCCCUUCCAGAGUAAGCGAGAGUUGCAGUGGUUGGUGAGCUGAUGACUCCGAAAAGCUGCGGAUCUUCGGCUCAGAAGGCAGACUUUUUCUGAAGUGCUGCUGCUGGUCGCCACAGAAAAGAAGUUACCAUGGACUCACUUCCAGCGAUUUCCUUGACACUGCAUUCAAAACUGGGAGAAAGGCCUGAGUCAGGAAACUUCGGUCCUUGCACCCAACCAGAUGAUUUGCCUUCAGACUCACAGCCAUCCAAGUAGUUCACUAGACCUCUGUCUGUAUUGGCCCAGGCACUUCUACCAAGCAGAAAGCUAUCAAGGCAGCUUUGAUUAAAGAUGACGUCUCUGCUCACUCAAGAAAUUCGCCUUUCUAAAAGACAUGAAGAAAUAGUAUCACAAAGAUUAAUGUUACUUCAAAGAAUGGAGAAUAAACCUGAAGAUCAAAACAAGGGAAAGGCCUCACAGACACAAGCAGCUAACGCCGCUUUACAAAGGAAUGUUAGUCUUUUAAAGGAUAUAGAAGCAGCAGAAAAGUCUCUACAGACCCGGAUUCAUCCAGUUCUACCAGCUGAGGUGGCUGCUCUUGAGACUCUUUACUGGGCAUCAGUAGAAGAAUAUAUUCCCAAAUGGGAACAGUUUCUUUUAGGAAGAGCACCGUAUCCUGCUAGUAGUGAAAAUGGAAAUGAAGCAGAAGAUACCAUUCAAAAGAGGGCGCAGCAAUAGCUUCUCCACAUAGUAUUUCAGAAACCUAUCUAGUAAAGCUGUAUAUUAAAGAGUAUUCAGGUCACUGUGGGGACUUUAGGAGUAAGAGAGAUUGCCUCAUUACGUCCUCUGCGACAAUGAAGGUUUGAGAAUCUACCGGCAACUUCCAGGUAAUCACUGGAAGAUCUACUGCCAUUUCAGUGUCAUAAACUUGUCUUCUACCAAACUGAUGUAAGUGUUAAAAGCUGAUAUUGGAAAAUGGGCUGUUGAUUAAGUAAGUUGCUAACUGAGUGUUGUGUGCUGUUUUGUUUUUUUCCUAAUCAUUUCCAUGAUUCUCAUCUAAAGAGUGAAUACCAGAUUAUACAUUUUCUAGAAUCUUACUUUUCAGUUGUUUUAUUAAGAGGGUAAGGCACAAGAUCCAAGAGGUUUGCUUACAUUUUAGUUUUUUAACAGGUGAAAAGACAAUGACAACUGCUUUAGUAUAGUAACACUGAUUAGGAAAUGAGUCAUAGGAUUUUGUCCCUCAUAGAUAACUGAUCCUGUAAAAAUUCUGGAAGAAAGAAGUAAACUGUUAAGUGUUCAAUAAGCAGCUAGUUUCAGCAGGGCUCAGACUGGGUUCUGAAAAAGAACUAGUAGAGCUGAGAAUGGUCACUGGAUUUUGAGUUAUUUAAAGAGCACCAACCUGUGAAUACAAGUAAACUCCUCUCUUAUCUUUUCAUCUUUAAAUCUGCCCUUCCCUCUCCCUUCUAUUUUUGUUAUUUCUCAAACAACUGUCAGUCAGAAAGCUUUGGGUCACAACCCUGAACAACCCUGAGACUGUUCAAUCCACCACUGCUGGAGAGCUCAAAAAAAAAAAAAAAAAAAAAAUUCUAAUUUUUCUAAUUAUAAAAGCAGCUCCUGCUUAGUAAAGGGAGUCCACAUCACAAUGAAAGACUUUCCAUUUCAAACUGGUUUGUAGUUUUAUAAGAUGACAAUAGGACAAGCUGGAAAAAAAAAAAUCCAUUGUGCUGAUAGGUCCUCUAAACUACCAUCUUGGAAAUAUCCUGCUGAGUGGGUGUUGGUGUGGGUAACAAUAAUGUUGUUUUCAUAAUACGUGCUGGCAGAUGAGCACACUUCUCUCCAGUGCUAACAGUUGUAAUUAAGGAAUAAACAGCACAGAGUGUCAGUCCGAUGACAAUUUCAUCUAUAGUGUCACAAUACAAAAUGUCACAGAAUAUUAGAAUUGUUACAUAACUAUAAAAAGGAUCGGCUUAAAAGCCGAAAGCCCUUUAAAAAGCAAGACAGAGAAAGGAAGAAAAAAGAAAACUGGCAUAGAGACCAGAACAAUUUUAUACCUUCUCAAGAAUGUUCUGUCACGAAAAUAAAUUGAUAUAUAUUUUUUUUCCUGUUACAUUACAGUUUGGUUUCUAGCCAUCCAGUUGAUUUAGCAGGAGAAUGCAGGGCUUUUUAGCAGCUUCGAAUUGGUAAACAGAUUUAGAUGUAGUAGGGAGAACAUGAGGAAGUUUUUUUUUUCUUAACAUCCAAUCUUUCCCAGCAUAUGCACAUAAGAAGGUGAACGAAGCAAUGUGAAACUUAUUUCUCUUCAGUCAAGUGAAAAAAAAAAGGCUAAACAUUUGUUGAGAUGGUAAAAUAUUGUGUCAAGCAAGUAGGCACAUUCCAAAAUUAAACAGUGGUUGAUACGUGAACGUCCUCAAAUAUUUGAGCAUUACGCUUCCUUUGAGUUCUGUAAAUUAAAUCACCAGUAGGUUAGAUUAAAAUACAAAAUGAAUAGCAAUAUAACCAUCUCAGAAAAGGUUCAGGUUUUUUCUCCCCCAAAUUGAUUAACUUGCUAAAUUGUGUUUUCAAUAAACCUAAGUUUAAUGUUCCCCAGGUUAUGAUUUAGGGCAGAGGGGAAGGGAUUUCUGGGCUUUGACUGUUCCAUUUCCCCCAUUUCUAGUUAGUACCUCAACAACUCCCAGAGAGGACUUUAUUCCUGGCCCCCAUAGAGCUUUUCCCCAGGCCCCUCUUUGUAGCCUGGAACAGAUUGCACCACAUGGUGUAUGUUAAAAAAAAAAAAAAAAAAAUCCCCAAAGGGACCUGGAUACCCCCAUUAAAGGGCGUUAUAGUCUUCAUGUCAAAUUAGCUUUAGAUAGGAAUUUCCAAAUAUAUUUUUUCUGUAAGGAGGGGAGAAAUACCACAUCUAAUACAGAUUUUGUACAUAAUUAGUAGGAAAAAGACAAGGAAAAGGAAAUGUCAUCCAUUGAGUCUUUUUCCUCUCUAGUCAGUGCCCUUACAUAUACUAUAUUGUAUAUCCACUAGCCUUUAUGAAAACUAUGAGUUUCUUUUUUUUUAUCUUCAGAAUAAUAGGGUUUUCUAAAUAAAGCUUGUUCCAAGAAUUUUUCAUAGCCUUUCUUGGGUUACUGCAAAUGCAUAAAUAUUCAAAGCUCAUUCAAAGCUGAAACACUUCUAGUGUAUGAUAUUAUUAAGCUACAAAAUGCUAAAGAUCAGAAGGAGCUGUAGUUUUUCUCUGAAAUAUUAAUUUUACUAAAG
Dama dama (fallow deer) is the source of this 3399-nucleotide messenger RNA. RefSeq names its product centrosomal protein 15 (gene CEP15). Bases 505 to 891 code for a protein of 128 amino acids. The record is from RefSeq and is a predicted model, not a curated record. The transcript is spliced from 6 exons. NCBI's taxonomy places the organism in Eukaryota, Metazoa, Chordata, Mammalia, Artiodactyla, Cervidae.